AUGGCGGCAGGUGGCAGUUUUUCCAGAACGAUGGAGUUUGGACAUGAACCUAUAUAUGAUUUUCCGUGUUCUUUAUGUGAGGAAGAAGGAAAACAGAUGGAAGCUGCUAGAUAUUGUGAGGAAUGUUUUGUUUUCCUUUGCGACUCGUGUGUCAAGAAUCAUAACAAAUUUCCGCUGCACAGGAGACAUCAAUUGUUAGACCAAAGCCAGUUUACGGCAGUGACCCAAUCUAACCUUGUGUCAUUUCCAACAAAGCGAUGUUUGAAACAUCCUGGAGAAAUCGUAAACAUUUACUGUGGGGACAUGAUAUCAUCUGCUGUAGCUCGUGCAAGGUUCUCGGGCACAGAUGCGGCAAAGGGUAUAAAGAAAAGCAAAGAAUACCAAAAUAUCACACAAGAAAUCCAUGCUCUCCUCAACGAUGCCGGUAGUGUUCUUGCCAACCGAAGAGCUGAUAUUUCUCGUAUCGAGACUGAAAAACAAAAUGUUAAGCACAUUAUUGCUGAUCUUAAAAGGAAUGUCAAUGCGCACUUUGAUGACCUAGAGCAAAAAUGCCUCCAAGAGUUAAACAAUAAAGCGGACAAUAUCGUUAGUGGUUGCAAACAAGACGCAAAAGAUCUAACUGUCAUGAAAUCAAAAGCUGAGGACAUUCGGAAGGAGCUCGAUUUAUUCAAGGGAGAUAAUGAAUGUGAUCUCUUCGCACAAGUCAAAAUGGGCAAGCAGUUCAUAAGUAAUGCUAAGCAGAAAGUUCUUAAUAUCUCGACGACAGUACAGAAAAAUGGUAUUAACUUUAGAAUAAACCCGAAAAUCGAGCGACUCAUUUGCUCAGUUGAAUUGUUGGGCACUAUUACAGAUAUUCCCAUGGACGCAAGACAACUUUCCACAGUAGACAAAGACACGGAUGUGAGUCAGCCACGUCCAUCUAGGAUACACUCACAAACGUCUCUGGAGAAUCGUUAUCCUCUCCCUAAAUACAAAACACCGCCAUAUGGUCAAGUUGUUGUAAAGGAAAAAACAGACUCUAAUGUCUGUGAUAUAACAGGCAUCUGUCAGUUACCAGACGGAAUUAUUCUUAUUGUUGAUUGUAACAACACAAAACUGAAGAGGCUAGAUGAUACAUAUAAACUGGUCGAUUCCCUACGACUGACCAAUAAUCCAGAUAGUAUCUGUAAUGCUGGUCCUAAUGAGGUAGCUGUAUCUCUGUUUGAGGCUAAAGAAGUUCAGUACAUAUCUGUAAAGGCAGAACUGACAGUGACGAAGUCGUUUCGUAAAGGUAACUACUGUAGAGGAAUGGUCUAUGCUGAUGAUAAAUUUUAUGUCUGUUGUGGCAGUACACGUGAUUCAUCUUCCUGGUGUAUUGAAGUGUAUGACAAAGCUGGUCAGCUACAAUUUUCUAUAAGAGAACUAUUAUCCAUUCCACUGUGUAUUACAGUCACUGAGGAUGGUCAGCAUCUUCUUGUUACUAGCUGGCGCAGUGAUGACGUAUCUUUGAUGGAUCUGACUGGUAAUGCAGUGAAUUGA
This is a messenger RNA of Mercenaria mercenaria, 1518 nucleotides long. RefSeq lists its product as uncharacterized. NCBI's taxonomy places the organism in Eukaryota, Metazoa, Mollusca, Bivalvia, Venerida, Veneridae. The coding region runs from base 1 to 1518 and encodes 505 amino acids. Gene Ontology annotation, molecular function: zinc ion binding. The record is from RefSeq and is a predicted model, not a curated record. The transcript has 2 exons.